AUGAGCUUUGAAGAACGAAAGUCAUUAUAUAAGCCAUUUUCUAUCUAUAAAUAAUAGCUACUUUUGGAGGAAGAAGAUUUCUUAGAAGAUGAGGAUGAUGAAUAAUUUAUGUAGUUCCAAAAUACUUCAAUUAAAGUAAUAGCUGUUAGAGAUAAAAGUCUUAAAGGAAUUUUGAAAUAGAAUAAUAAAAAAGUAGAAAUAUUAAAAUAAAAUGAAUACUUGGUGAUGAAUAUUGUGCAACAAAAAUUCUCCAUUGCAUAAGAAACUACUGUGACUGAGCGAGAAAAAUAAUAACUAGAGAAGAAAAUCGAAGAUCAUCAAUAUGGAAUGGGACUAAAAUUCUUAAAAAAAUAUGGAUUUGAAUGUGGGUCUGGCUUAGGUUUAAAGAAGUAAGGAAUUUUAGAACCAGUUUAGGCAUAAAAAUUAAACAUGUAUGUCAAAUAUUGGUUGUGCAAAUCGGAAAAAAAGAAGAAUAGAGUUGAUUGCAGUCUCUGAUGAUGAGUAAGAUAAAGGGUAGAGCGGUUAUUAAAUAAAAUUUCCUUAGAUAAGUUAGAAAAGUGGUUGAUAUUAAUGAAAUUUUCAAUUUUAAUUAUUUUUUGAUUGACAGUAUAUCGAAAA
Paramecium tetraurelia is the source of this 618-nucleotide messenger RNA. RefSeq lists its product as uncharacterized. NCBI's taxonomy places the organism in Eukaryota, Ciliophora, Oligohymenophorea, Peniculida, Parameciidae. Gene Ontology annotation, cellular component: U2-type post-mRNA release spliceosomal complex. Gene Ontology annotation, molecular function: nucleic acid binding. Gene Ontology annotation, biological process: spliceosomal complex disassembly. The transcript has 2 exons. The record is from RefSeq and is a predicted model, not a curated record.